Morus notabilis is the source of this 2520-nucleotide messenger RNA. RefSeq names its product cation/H(+) antiporter 15. Gene Ontology annotation, cellular component: membrane; endomembrane system. Gene Ontology annotation, molecular function: antiporter activity. Bases 1 to 2520 code for a protein of 839 amino acids. Gene Ontology annotation, biological process: regulation of pH; proton transmembrane transport. NCBI's taxonomy places the organism in Eukaryota, Viridiplantae, Streptophyta, Magnoliopsida, Rosales, Moraceae. The transcript has 3 exons. The record is from RefSeq and is a predicted model, not a curated record.
AUGACGGGCAUUUGGAGGGCAGAGAAUGCCUCCACUUUAGCUCUUCCCGCCUUUGUCAUGCAGCUUUUAGCCAUCCUCUCCCUCAACCGCCUUCUCACCUUCGCUUUCAGAUACUUGCACAUUUCUCGCAUUGCUGCUGAGAUUCUUGGUGGUAUAUUAUUAGGUCCGUCUGGAAUCGGCUUCUCGGAGUUUUCCAUAAAAAAUAUAACUCAAUGGGGAAGUAUACAGACCUUAGAAAACAUAGCCAGCGUGGGGCUGAUUUACUUCAUGUUCAUAGUCGGCCUAGAAAUGGACCUUAAACCCGUCCUCCGCGGCAGCAAGAAGGCGCUCACCACCGCCCUCGCCGGCAUCAUAAUCCCCUUCCCCAUCGGCUUCGGUCUCCACUAUCUCCUCAUCGAUGACUUUGCCGUAAUCUCCAAAGGCAAGCCCAACCGCUUCGGCCCCCUCUUCUGGGGCCUCGCCAUCGCCACCACCAACUUCCCCGACCUCGCUGGCCUUCUAGCCGACCUAAAACUCCUCCACACUGACGUCGGCCGCACUUCCUUAACCUCCGCCGUCGUCUCCGAUCUCCUUUGCUGGUUCCUUUUCGUCCUCACGAUGGCCACAGCUCAUAAUGGACGGGCUUUCACCAUUGUCACUACCACGAUUUAUGUUGGCUUUUGCUUCUUCAUCGUGCGCCCCGCCGCAAAGUGGGCGCUCCGGCGGACGAGCAAGGACGAGAACUACAAUCAGAAGCACAUUGUUUUCAUCUUGGCCGGGGUUUUGCUCAGCGCUUACAUAACCGACGCCUGCGGCUCGCACUCCUUCUUUGGGGCUUUUCUUUUCGGAGUCAUCUUGCCGAAAGGUGAGCUGAAGAACGCGGUGAUGGAGUCGGUGGAGGACUUCGUGUCGGAGAUUCUGACGCCGCUCUUCUUCUUCUGCAUCGGGUUGAGGACCAACUGGCAUUGGAUGCACGAGAGGGGAGUUGGCGCAGGAAGCAUUCUGCUGGUUUUAGUGCUGGCGUUCGUGGCCAAGGUUUUUAGCACUUUCAUAGUCGCUUUCUUUGUCAACAAAAUGUCAGCUAGGGAUGGCGUGGCGCUUGGACUCCUCAUGAACACCAAAGGCUUGCUCUCACUCAUUAUCAUCAAUGCUGGCCGAGACAUCUUGGCUUUGGACAUGCAAACAUUUGCGGUGAUAGUCUUAGCUCUAUGGAUAAUGACGGCAGCAGUGGGACCAAUACUGGCCCUAACCUACAAAUCCAAACGACGUCCGGGAGUAUACAAGUACAGAACAAUUAGAAGCAUAGAAGGCAACUCAGAGUUCCGAAUCCUUGCCUGCCUUCAUUCCACCCGCAACUCUGGCGGCCUCGUCAGCCUCCUCAAGGACUCCAACCCCACCAAACAGUCCCCCAUCUCCGCCUUUGCGGUCCACCUUGUCGAGCUCAUCGGCCACGCCUCUGCCAUGCUCAUCGUCCACGAAACCUGCAAGGCCAACGCCUCCGGUGGCGGCAGUGGCGCUGCCGCCAAGGACGUCGGUUCACAGUACGGGGACAGUAUCCACGAGGCUUUCGAGGACUUGGAAGGCGAGAAUUUCUCAAUCCAGUCACUCACCGCUGUCUCUGCCUACAGCACCAUGCAUGAGGACAUCUGCAGCCUCGCGGAGGACAAGCGCGUGACACUCACGAUCCUCCCAUUCCACGUCCAGUCGUCAGUGGAAGGAGUUGGAGUAGGAGCUGUCUCCGAGAGCGGCGCCAAUUCUCCUUUCCGAGCCGUCAACAAGAACGUCCUCGACAAUGCAGCCUGCUCGGUGGCGGUUUUCGUCGACCGCGUCUUCAACACGCACUCGCUCGGAAUCUCCGCCAGCGGCAGCGGCGGAGGCGGCUUCCGCCACCAAAUUGCGAUGAUCUUCCUCGGCGGACGCGACGACCGAGAUGCGCUGGCUUACGCGUGGAGGAUCUCCAAGAGCCCGAGGGUGUCCUUAACCGUGAUAAGGUUCCUCCCAGGGAAAAACGCCGUCGAUGUAAGUGGUAACAUCCCAGGAUUCGAGGGUGACGACAAAGAGGACGACGGGAUUCUGAAGGCCAUAGCGGAAAGCGAGAGAGAGAAGCCGUUGGACGACCAGUACAUCGAGGAGUUCAAGCUGAAAACAAGGGACCAGCCAUCAACAAGGCUAGUGGAACAGGUAGCUGACAAUGGAGAAGACGUUGUGAGGAUAGUGAGCGGCAUGGAAGGCCGAUACAACUUGUACGUCGUCGGGAGAGGGAAAGGCGUGGUGUCGCCGCUCACAGCGGGGCUGUUGGACUGGUCGGAGUUUCCGGAAUUAGGCCCGUUGGGGGACGUUCUAGUGUGCUCGAGCUUCGCGGCCGAUGCGUCGGUGUUGAUUGUGCAGCAAGGGGCUGGGUCUGUGGAUGAGAAUGAGGGAUUGGGACAAGUGAGAGAGCAGUUUGGGCACAUGACGUGGCACCCGCCGGAGAUGAACUCAAGCUUCGCGCCAUUCAUUCACCGCAGAGUUAGGGUUACUGAUGAUGAUGAUCAUCUUUGA